CCUGGGAGCGGCCUGCGACUGACUUCCGUUUCCGGCGGCUGAAGCACGAGAGUCCGGCGUCCCUACCCAGCGGGAAAAUGCGGCCUUUGACUGAAGAGGAGACCCGCGUAAUGUUUGAGAAGAUAGCAAAAUACAUCGGAGAGAACCUUCAGCUGCUGGUGGACAGGCCCGACGGCACCUACUGCUUCAGGCUGCACAACGACCGGGUGUACUACGUGAGUGAGAAGAUCCUGAAAUUGGCCGCCAACGUCUCUGGGGACAAGCUGGUGUCGCUGGGGACCUGCUUCGGAAAAUUCACCAAGACCCACAAAUUCCGGUUGCACAUCACGGCUCUCGAUUACCUUGCACCCUAUGCCAAGUAUAAAGUGUGGAUAAAACCUGGAGCAGAGCAGUCCUUCCUGUAUGGGAACCACGUGUUAAAAUCUGGGCUGGGUCGAAUCACCGAAAAUACUUCUCAGUACCAGGGAGUGGUGGUGUACUCCAUGGCAGACAUCCCUUUGGGUUUUGGGGUGGCAGCAAAGUCUACACAAGACUGCAGGAAAGUAGACCCCAUGGCGAUUGUGGUAUUUCAUCAAGCAGACAUUGGGGAAUAUGUGCGGCAUGAAGAGACAUUGACUUAAAACGAAAUCAUCGCAAGGACUUAUGGCCGUAUGGAAGGGCCUAGCUUUGUUUCCUGUGUCUGUGUAGGCUCCACCAUCAUGUUGAAUUUUGUCAACACUGUGACCUCUUCAGGGACUUCUUAGUUUAAAAUUCUCUCUAUUAUGGACGAAUGCAGGCUGGAUUCUUAAGAAAUGGCUCAAAAAUGGGGUUUCAGAUCAUUGUGUUUGUGACUAAAUAGAAUACUGUGUUUUAUAUUUGGAUUAGAGGGCUUCUUGUUUCGAGUAACAGGUUCUAAAUCGUUGGAACUGAGGACAAGAAUGGUUUAUUGUUAUCUAUGAUAACACUGUUUUCCAAACCCAUUAUAAGAACACAUGGAUUUUCUUCAUUAUUAAUUAAUACUAUGAAAGUUAGAUAUUGCCAUAUCACCGUAGUAGGCUGUGUGGGAUAUUGGAUAAAAUAAUAAGAGCUAUUUAUUUUGAUUUUCUACGCAGUAGGUGUGGAAGAAAAACUUGGAUUCAAUCCCCAGUUCUGACAUCUACCAGCUGUAUGGCCUUAGCCGAGUCAUUAAACUUUAAUAAGCUUCAUUUUCUUCUUCUGUUUCAAAAAAUAGCUUUGACCUUCCUACUUAAGGGUAGUUUUUAGAACCUAGAAAUCACCUAGCACAGUGCCUAGCAAAUGAUAGGUGUUGAAUAAAUGCUAAGAAUUAUUUUUACAUUGCAUAUACUGAGUACUUCUGUUACUAAGAGUAGGAUCUUAAGAGCAUAACUUGAUUAUAUUAUCUUGGUUUUUACAAGCUGUUUUUCUCAAUCUUUCUUUUUUCUUGGAUGGUAUGAUCCCAGGCUGAAUGUUUUUUUCAUCACCUUGAUAUCCUAAAACAUAAUUUCCCUUACGAACUUUUACUUACCUGACUGGACUAAAUAAAAAGCACUAACCAGAGACACUGACAUAAUUCAGUCCUCCAUCCGUCCCCACGCCUUCCAAAAUUAUCUUUAGAAUUAUUAAAGUAUACUCUUAAGUGGAAAAACAUUUCACAAAAAAAUUUUAAAGCUACUGUAUUGUACAAUUUAAUGAAAAUACUGCUUAUUUUAAAUUCCAAAAGUGACAUCUCUAAAAAUAAAAUAUUUUUCACCUACAAAAAA
Messenger RNA from Manis pentadactyla (Chinese pangolin), 1739 nucleotides. RefSeq names its product nucleolar pre-rRNA processing protein NIP7 (gene NIP7). The record is from RefSeq and is a predicted model, not a curated record. The coding region runs from base 78 to 620 and encodes 180 amino acids. Gene Ontology annotation, molecular function: RNA binding. Gene Ontology annotation, cellular component: preribosome, large subunit precursor; nucleus; nucleolus. Gene Ontology annotation, biological process: ribosomal large subunit biogenesis; ribosome assembly. The transcript has 5 exons. NCBI's taxonomy places the organism in Eukaryota, Metazoa, Chordata, Mammalia, Pholidota, Manidae.